This is a messenger RNA of Ailuropoda melanoleuca (giant panda), 4667 nucleotides long. RefSeq names its product FERM, ARH/RhoGEF and pleckstrin domain protein 2 (gene FARP2). Gene Ontology annotation, molecular function: guanyl-nucleotide exchange factor activity. Bases 110 to 2641 code for a protein of 843 amino acids. Gene Ontology annotation, cellular component: cytoskeleton. The record is from RefSeq and is a predicted model, not a curated record. NCBI's taxonomy places the organism in Eukaryota, Metazoa, Chordata, Mammalia, Carnivora, Ursidae. The transcript has 20 exons.
UGUGCAGCUGAUCAUUUUUUUACACUGUUUUAAUAUCUAAAUAACUAUUGAUGACUCUUGGGGGGGUUUGUUUUGUUUUAGAGGACUCUUCAUUGUUAGCUGGUGAAGAAUGGGGGAGAUAGAAGGAACAUACAGAGUCCUGCAGACUCCAGGGACACGCUUGGGCGCCCAGGCCCCAGCAGGGGUGAGCACCCUCGAGCCUGGGCAGACUCUCUCGGCAGGAGCGGCACGGGCGUCAGCCAGAAUGCAGGAGAAGCACCUUCACAUCCGAGUGAAGCUGCUGGACAACACCGUGGAAAUAUUUGACAUCGAGAUUUGGCUGGAACCUAUGAAGCCCAUCAUUAGGCAAGUACGAAGGCCAAAGAACGCGUUGCUUCGUCUGGCAGUGAAAUUUUUCCCACCUGAUCCGGGUCAGUUGCAGGAAGAAUAUACAAGAUACCUGUUUGCCUUGCAACUUAAGAGAGACCUCCUGGAGGAGCGUCUGCCCUGCACAGACACCACGGCGGCCCUUCUGGCAUCCCACCUUCUGCAGGCGGAAAUAGGAGAUUAUGAUGAAACCCUGGACCGAGAGCACCUCAAAGCCAAUGAGUACCUGCCCAGUCAGGAGCAUUCUCUUGAGAAGAUUCUAGAAUUCCACCGGAAGCAUAUGGGCCAGACGCCUGCCGAGUCGGAUUUCCAGGUGCUUGAGAUUGCCCGAAAGUUGGAAAUGUAUGGCAUUAGAUUUCACACAGCUUCUGACAGAGAGGGGGCCAGAAUUAACCUGGCUGUUUCCCACAUGGGUGUCCUCGUGUUCCAGGGCACCACUAAAAUUAACACUUUCAACUGGUCCAGGGUCCGGAAACUCAGCUUCAAGAGGAAAAGGUUUCUCGUCAAACUGCACCCAGAGGUCCGUGGACCUUACCAGGACACGCUGGAGUUCUUGUUGGGCAGUCGAGAUGAAUGCAAGAACUUCUGGAAGAUCUGUGUGGAGUAUCACACUUUCUUUAGACUCUUUGAUCAACCUAAGGCCAGAGCUAAAGCCGUCCUCUUCAGCAGGGGCUCGUCCUUCAGAUACAGUGGAAGAACUCAGAAACAGCUGGUGGAUUAUGUCAGAGACAGUGGAGUGAAGAGAGUUUCGUACGAUAGGAGACACAGCAAGACUCGGAUGUCUGUUCGUGCUCUGACUGCAGACUUGCCAAGGCAGAGCAUCUCAUUCACCGAGGGCAUGAGGACUUCUGCGUCCCCAUCUUCAACAAAUGCCUUCUUCUGUUCGGUUCCUACAUCCCCUCUGGCCCCUCGAGGCCCGCCCGAUUUCAAAGACAGCAGUGGCUCCCUCACAGAGCCCCAGGCUCCUGAUGCCAAAAGGCCAGUCGCAGAGAGGAGCACCGGAGCAGCAGCCGACAGCGAUGCCCGACGGGCCCAGUCCCCCGGGCCCCCUGCGCUGCAGCCUUGUCAAGGCCUUUCCACGGAGAGUCCUCAGCCUUCUCCCUCCACCCGGAAGAGCCCACUGAGCCUGAGCCCUGCGUCUCAGGUGACUCUUGACCCAGCUGGGCAGGGCUUAUCCCCCCUUCUGAGCCCUGUCCUUAGCGACGCUGGCGGAGCCAGGAUGGACAGCGAGGAGGAGCCGAAACACAAGAGCACGGCAGCAGAUGAGGCCUAUUUCAUAGUGGAGGAGAUUCUCGCUACAGAACGAACAUACCUGAAGGAUUUAGAAGUUCUCACUGUGUGGUUCCGCAGUGCCGUGGUCAAGGAGGAUGCCAUGCCUGCAGACCUGAUGAGCCUGCUCUUCUCCAACAUAGACCCCAUCUAUGAGUUCCACAGAGGCUUCCUGCGUGAGGUGGAGCAGAGGCUGGCGCUCUGGGAAGGAUCUUCCAACGCCCAUGCCACAGGCGGUCAUCAGCGAAUCGGGGACAUCCUGCUCAGGAACAUGCAUCAGUUAAAGGAGUUUACCAGCUACUUCCAAAGGCAUGAUGAAGUCCUGACAGAACUGGAAAAGGCCACCAAACGCUCUAAGAAGCUAGAGACAGUGUACAAAGAGUUUGAGCUCCAGAAAGUCUGCUACUUGCCUCUUAACGCGUUCCUGCUGAAGCCCAUCCAGCGGCUGGUGCACUACCGCCUGCUGCUGGGCCGGCUGUGUGGGCACUACGCGCCGACGCACCCUGACUCCGCUGACUGCCGCGACGCUCUCCAGGUCAUCACAGAGGUGACCUCCACACUCCAGCACAGCCUCGCCCGGCUGGAAACCCUCCAGAAGCUGACAGAGCUGCAGCGGGACUUGGUCGGCGUGGAGAAUCUCCUUGCUCCCGGCAGGGAGUUCAUCCGCGAGGGCUGCCUUCACAAGCUCACCAGGAAGGGCCUCCAGCAAAGGAUGUUCUUUCUGUUCUCAGAUAUGCUGCUAUACACGAGCAAAGGUGUCACGGGCACCAGCCGCUUCCGGAUCCGGGGCCUCCUUCCACUCCGCGGCAUGCUGGGGUGCCUUCCGCUCUCAGCCCUCCACGUCCCUUCGAGGUGCCCCUCCUUCCGCUGGGCACCUGAGCCUUCAGCAGCUGUUCGUAGCAUCUGGUUUGGCUUUUUUAGCCCUCAGCAAAAAGCGGCCUGUUGGAAUGACCACAUCUGCCAUCACCGGAAGCACGCCCCCUCUGUUCUAAAGUACACUUUUUAAAAUUAUACUUUCAUCCUAGAAAAAAAACUGAAAAUAAAAUAAAAAUCACUCACGACUACACCGCCUAGCAGUACGCACUUCGGUCUUCGGAGGUAGCGAGACUUCGCUGGUGGCCCCGGCAGUGCGUCCCUAACAUCUCCCGUGCUUGUGACCCAGGUGCUCUGUGCUCCUUUCAUGGAGAUGAGCAGCGGGCAGGCAAGCCAGACUCCAGUUUUCCUGUUUCCCUUCACUGGACGUUUUGGCUCCACUGAGUUUUUCAGAAUUGGAAAUAACACCGUUGGGUCUCUUCCAACACAUCGUCACCUACGUCUAAAUCAUACCGUUUGAGCAGCGGGGACACUGGCUUCUGUGGCUCUGACUAGGAUUCUGCGUUACUGCCGGAGCCGCCACCCCCGCCGACCUUCCCACCAAGUGCGUCCAAACCUGUCCUCCCGCAGCCUGGGGGACAGCACAGGGCAGUCACCCCUCGCCCUUGCACUUCGGUGACUGGCACAGCCCUUGGACGGGCAGUGAGGCUGACGGAAGCCGUGUCUCCGGGAGUCUGGGGCCUCCCGCUGGGGUGGUGCCCGGGUGUGUCCGUCACUCUGGUCUCCAUCCGGGGCGCAGUGACAGACGCCAGCUUGCUCUCAGGGCUCACAGGUGCUUUCUCCAGUUUGUAAUUCCUGUUUAUUCUUCCUGCAGUUUGCUUUUCUCUUGUAGAAGUGAAACUCCGCUGGACACUGUCUUACUCCAGGGACAGGAUCUGGCACAGAGGGCCCAACACAUUCCUGUUGAAGGAGUGAAAUCAGACAUCUGUCCGUCUUUUCCCUCAGGGUUUCCGUCCAGUGCAGACUCAGAAGUCCUUCCCCUUGCCAAGAUCAUACUGGCACCUUUUCUUUUCCUGAUACAUUUACAGUUUCGAUUCUCUUACUGCAUAAACUCUCUCCACGUGUCUCCGUGGGUGUGGCUGGACUGGGCUGCACCACUUUCUGUCCCCCGUCCUCGCAGCUGCCCUCCUCGUGGAGAGAGUUCCCACCUUCACACUCGGGGGUUCUUUCUGGGCCUUCUGCUCCAUCUCUGUGUGCCGGCAUCAGUCCACGUUCUUCUGAUGCACGUGUCCUGUGGAAGAGUCGCUCUGGGGUGAAUCAGUGUGUCCCUUAUUCCUCCUCCCUUUUAAGUAGUACUUUGCUGCUCUCAAGUAUUUAAUUCUUCUGAAUAAACUUAGGAAUUAUUUAGACAAGUUCCUUCAAAAACCAGCACUAGAUUUUCUAUUGAAAUCGCAUUACAUUUACGUGCUAACUUAGGGUAAGGGAAGACGAGCAUCUUGACCUUUUCUUGCUGGCCACUGUUUCUGCUCGUUUUGGAUCUUGUGUGUCCCAGGAGGCUCAGCGCCUGACAUCCCCUGGGCCCCGCACAGGGAAACUGUCCAACCUGGGGCCAUCUGUAACUGGCUGGUCCCAGGGGACACACAGCAGGCCCUCAUCCUGAAUGCAGAGGGAAGGGUGACAGGUCUUGGCUUCAGAAAGAGGGCCUCUGUUUUUUGGUUUACAGCUUCCUCGUGUUUCUAGGAGAUAUUCUCAGAAAUCACAUGUUGGAUUUUAGCAAAGGUGUGUGCAGCACGUAGAGGUGUCCUCCCCCUUUCCCCGUGGACUCGAGGAUGGGGUUGAAACACCCUUGCGUUCCUAGAACCUUACUGGGCCAUGGGACAGUUUCCUGUCUGUGCUUUAGGCUUGAUAAGAUAGUAUUUUAUUUGGGAUUUAUUUCAGUCACUCGUAACUGGAAUCAGUCAUAUAGGUUUUUCUUUGAAUCUGUUAGGUGUUGGUACCAGGUUUGUAAAGUAAAUUGUCCAAUUCCCUUUUUAAUAAUGAAAAUGCUCAAUAUUUUUUCCUGUGCUUGACUUUCAGCUAAUAGUGCUGGACCCACCGGUGAGUAGUUGGUGCCCUGUAGCCCACAGCUCACCCACCUGGGUGGCAGGUGCCAUGGCGUGGGGGUCCCCGUGCCUCUUGUAGCCCCUCAUAGUCGGUGUAGACUCGCACAGGGCUUCCCC